GUUGCUUGAGACAAGUUUUUUUAACUACAUUUAGAUAUAUGUAUGCACAUGUAUACACAUAACUAAAUAUAUACAUAACUAGAAUAAGUUUUCAGUGAUUCUUUAUACCUAAUCAAAGUUAAACUUCUAUCUGUGAAUCAAUGUCUAGUAUUUCUUGAGAAGAUUUCGAGUGCAUUUUACUUACAUGCAUAAGUAAAUUUUAAAUCCAUUAAAUCGCUUAAUCGUGCCAUCAUCUCAAAAAUUGUGCUCCAAACAAACCGACAAAUCUACAAGGUUAUUUCUUUAGUAGAUGCGUUUUCAUCUUUCGUCUAUAAAUAAUAAAAAAUAAAGUUACCCUGAAUUGUAUAUAUUUAAAUGUCGUAAAGUACUAAUUCUUCUCACCUUGAAAAAUAUAAUCUCGCUUUCAUUAAUUUACGGACUUCCCCAAAAUCAGUAUUGGCUUUCGAGAUGCAUACAAAUUAUUAAUUUGGUAUCUAAAUAUAUAAAAAUGUGGAAAUAUUUGUGGAUACGAGAUGAUGUGAUUUGAAUACGAAUUAAGAUCAACAUUUGACACCACUAAAGUUUUAGGACGAUUUCAAUCUCUGUGCAUAUAAAAGGGAUGAAAUUGAGACUCAAUUCCAAAUCUCACCAAUUUUUCUAAAACGGUCGCAGUACAUAAGUAUUUUACAAUGGGCGUAACGGGAACAUUCCUAUUUGCAACUAUAAUAAUGGUUGUUAGCACUAAAUCUGCAUUUGGUGCAUCCAUGGAGAAACCGUGCACGCUUGCAUAUCAUUCAAGAACAGUGAGACUGGAGUUGUUGGACAGCUCCGACUCUUUGACAGCGUCGAUACAGAAUGACGAGAAUGUGGCGAUUAUACCCAGCGGAAAACAAGUGAGACUGGAAUGUAUUAACGAGAAACAAAUUUUUCGAGAUCUUGAAGCAGGAACAGUGGAACUUUUUUGUGCUGGUGGGACAUUGUCUCAUACGGGUGCUGGUGCCCAAGAUAUUGACCAAUUACUUGAAUGUCGUUCUCCCAGAGCAGCCCCAUUUGGCGAAUUAAUUCGGAAUGGCACGUGUGUCAAUAACGCGUCAAAUAUUGAUGUAUAUGUUACAUCGGACUCUGGCGAAUCUUCCCACCUUUACUCUGUCUGCUUUGAUGAGGUCACAUCCACCACGUUGUACUCGAAAAGCUAUAUUGAUGGGAAAUUGCUGGCAGGGGGUAAACCUGACCCGAGUAAAAGACCUGGAGAAUUUCAAGACCCAGGAUUUUUUCCAUUUAACGUCGUGUUGGCUUACAAACAAAAGCAGGAGAAGAUAACACUCACAAAGCUGCUUGGAGAAGAAAAGUUUGAGGAGUAUUUUCCAAAACAAACGUAUUACUUAUCGAGGGGACAUCUCUUCCCCAAUGGCGACCCGUACUACAAGUACCAAAAGGACGGGACUUUCUUCUACAUUAAUGUCGUACCACAAUGGCAGAUAUUAAACAAUGGAAAUUGGAAGGCGAUAGAAGAUUCGUUCCGCCAAAUGUCAGCAAAGUUAGCAUCUCAUGUUAAUGUCUACACCGGAACGCAUGGAGUAGUUGAGCUGAAAAACCAGGAUGAGGAGGAUGUUGAAUUGUGGAUGGGAUUACCAAUAAAGUCUGGAGACAAAGUUAAACGACUUCCGGUUCCCAAAUUCCUGUGGAAGAUUGCAUACAGUGAGGUUGAAGAUGCUGCGGUUGCCUUGGUUCAAAUAAAUAAUCCGUGGGCUACAAUAGCUGCGGAGGACUAUCUUUGCAAAGACAUUUGUGAUCAACUGGACUGGCUCUCACUGACAAAAAAGCAGCGAGGGUCUAUCCAGAAGGGAUUCACGUACUGUUGUGAUGUGAAUGAACUUCGGAAAAAAAUUGAAACUAUUCCGGUGUUCAAGUAUUCAAAAGUCUUAGAGUCAGCUCAGCCUUCCAAAGUAGUUUCAAAUUUGGAGGAGGAGGACGAAGAUUGGGACGAUGACGAGGAAUCCGACGAGGACGAAGAGGACGAAGAGUGAAUCAAUAAAAUGAACAUCACAGGCAUUACAAGUGUUUUACCGUUAUUGCAUUUUCGCUAUUUAAAAUUCAAAUGAUUACUUCCAAUUCUUGUAAUGUUCAGAAUAAACAUUUAUUUAUAUAUCUAUCCCGGAAAAAUAAUGUAUUUCUAACCGUCCUGUUCAAUAAAUUCGAAGACACAGAAAAAUGUCACCAAAUUGAGA
Folsomia candida is the source of this 2207-nucleotide messenger RNA. RefSeq lists its product as uncharacterized. The coding region runs from base 669 to 2006 and encodes 445 amino acids. NCBI's taxonomy places the organism in Eukaryota, Metazoa, Arthropoda, Collembola, Entomobryomorpha, Isotomidae. Gene Ontology annotation, biological process: apoptotic DNA fragmentation. Gene Ontology annotation, molecular function: metal ion binding; RNA endonuclease activity; single-stranded DNA endonuclease activity. Gene Ontology annotation, cellular component: nucleus; mitochondrial inner membrane. The record is from RefSeq and is a predicted model, not a curated record. The transcript has 8 exons.